GCAUUUACAGUCUAGUCGCGUCGAAACUUACUUCCAAAAGCUUGAGAGGGUGUUACUCAGCUGGGUACUGAUCUCAUCUCUGGCGAUGUGCGCGAUCGUCGUACAAACUCGUACGCCGUAGUCUAUAAAAGACUACAGGCAAGGAGGAUGCAAAAAUGCGAAAUGUAAAUAGAGGCGAUAAGAAUGAGGGAAUUACGGGUGUUACGUGACAACGGCGCCGUUGAUUGAAUAAUCUUGGAGCGAGUCGUCGAGUCGAGCGCGGUUUUCCUGGAUCAUCAUGGCGACACUGCCGCCGCGUAAAAAUCCAACGCCGACGAAAAUAUCAAAGGAGGACUUGACGCCGCUCGAGAUUUUACUGCAGCUCGGUUUUCCGAGGCACAGAGCAGAGAAGGCACUAGCUGCGACCGGAUAUCGGGGCCUGCAACUUGCCUCCGACUGGCUUCUCGCUCACGUCCGCGAUCCAACGCUAGACCGCGAUGAACCCAGGGAGUAUGUAUUGUAUGCCUGUCCCACUGGACCACUUGCCGAAAAGCUUCUCACCUUCUGGACGGAGAGCAGAGAGCUCGGAUGGAAUGGGGCCCACAAUUGCAUGCCGCACAUCACUCUUGUCUCAUUUUUCAAAGCGCCAGACGAGGCGGCGGGGAAGCUUGCAGGACUUUUGGAGGACGUAGUUAGCCUGAAGGACAGUCCAGACCAAAUUGGUCUAGAAACUUACAUAUCUCCUAAUUUCAUGGGUCUCUUUAUAGAGGAGGAGUACGCUAGCUGGUUGAAAACAAUCGCAGUCAAGUUUGUAAACAAAUUAUCGAGCCUCUCGAUAUCCGCCGAACCACCGAAAAAGUCCCUACAUAUAACACUAGCCUACCAAUUUUCCGAGAGCCUUUUUCAGCCGCUGAGAAAUAUGGCAGAACGGCUGGGCUCUGCGACCCAGGCGAAUUGGGAAUUGAGGCUCUAUUCGAGGGAUUCGCGGGUGGGCGACGCUCAUGUUCACAAAGUCACCCAUGCUCACGUACCUAGAGAACAUGACGAGCUCGAGCUCAGGCCUGGAGACUACAUAUACCUCUCGGAAAGAGCCUGCAGCGAAUCUAUUGACGGAUGGGUCGAGGGAACUUCCUGGCUCACAGGUAUCACUGGUUACCUGCCUCUCAAUCACACCAAACGCACCGCCGAAUCUGACGCGUGGACGCUUCACUCGACGGUUCAGAUAAUUGAGAACAGGGUUGAAAGUAUAGAGGAAGAAAUACCCAGGACGAGAAAACCGCCGGUAUUAUCGUCUAAUGAAUCGUUGGAUAUGCCUGACGGAGUACCGACCGAUCACGAGCCGAUGGCAGCUUCCGAGGCGCCGCAAAUGACGUCGAGACAGAUAUUCAUCUGCCGUCACGGCGAGCGAGUAGAUUUUACGUUCGGAGCGUGGAUACCGUACUGCUUCGAGGCGGACGGUUGUUACGUUCGACGUGAUUUGAACAUGCCGAAGGACAUACCAGCGCGAAAUAUUCAGGAGUUUCACAACGACUGUCCGCUCACGACGCUGGGGGAAAUUCAGGCGAAUUUGGUAGGGCAGGCGAUGAGAUCGUCGAACGUGACGAUCGACGUUGCUUUCGCCUCGCCCUCCCUGCGCUGCGUUCAAACGCUGUCGCAGAUUCUUCAAGGGCACGGUUCGGACGUGCGAAUUAAAGUCGAGCCGGGUCUGAUAGAGUGGCUAGCUUGGUACCCAAACGGUCUGCCGGUCUGGAUGACGCCCGAGGCGCUCAUUAAGGCAGGUUUUGACAUAGAUGUAAAUUACGAGGCCGUUGUGAAGACGGAGAGUCUUCCGCAGCGCGAAAACGCAGCACAGUAUUACGAGAGGAGCUUUAAACUGAUUGAAAAAAUAAUUGAACAAACCAAGGGCAAUGUCCUGAUCGUUGCUCACGCCGCUUCUCUUGCCGCUUGCACCAGGCAGCUCACCGGCGGUAGAGUACCGCCUGCCGCUGAAGUGACCAGACUCGUUCAACGUGUUCCUUAUCUCGCCUGUCUAACAGCUCAACAAGGGCCGGACGGAUGGCAAUUGCAUCCACCUCCGUUCCCUCCGCUAACGCACACCAGCAAUAGUAGAUUCGACUGGAAAAUAUUAACGUAAAUAUGAAUUAUUUAUUAUUCCUUUUCGCGACGGAUGAAGGAAAACCUUUUUAACUUGAUAAUGUUCACACUCCUCACGUAUUGAUCUAAUACUAGAGAAUAUCGCAAAGACUGCUACGAUACGAUGAAUCGGUUAGAUCUGAUCGUUACUUGCAAGAAAUUAUACACCGUUGCAGUUUGCAUUAGAACUACGAUUACUUGUAUUGUGAAAUUGUAUUUUCGUCCCUCCUUCCCUUCCAAUUCCUGAAUAGUUUUCUUGAACAACUCGUUAAAUCUUAUUGAAAAAAGUAUUAGUUAUUUAGAACUUAUGUAUUUAUUAAUCGUUACUGUACUAGCUACAGUCGGAGAUAUGUUUCUUCGUGAAUUUUACUAUUAUAUAAGUAUAAAUGUAUGUAUACAUAUUUGUUGUUAUUACGGGUAUCGCGGGCUUAUAUUUACUGGGUUAAUUGUUGUUGGUUGUUAUUGAAAGUUAUUAUGAAUCUGGUGUAAGCGAUCUAAAUUUUAAUAUUCGUGACAUUCCUGAAUUUCUCAGUGUCUUAAAUCAAUUCAUAUGCGACAUCUGAAAUUCAUUUCUCGUUUGUUGACAACAGUUUACCGUUGUUGUUAAACUUGAUGAAUUAUCCAUGAAAAGGUUUCACCAUCAAUUAUGAUGGAGAUAAAAAACAAUUUCGAAUCAGAAUCUAUGCGUCUUUUGAUCGUAAAAUUAGGGACUACUAACUUUUACCUUACCUUAGACACCCCAUAAUCAUUACUAAAUUUUAAUGUACUAGGUGUGAUAAUUCAAUUCUAUAUAUUUACUGCUAAGUUGACCAAAGAGAAUGAUACAUAGUACAUUAUAAUUUCUGUAUGAAAAUAUUUUAUCUAAAAUAUACAAACAUGCAAAAAAAACAAACAUGAAAAUCAAGACGUCGGGGGAAACCCACAUGUCGAACUUCCAACACACCGAUAUUAACCAACGAUUCAACAUUGUAUAAAUUUAUUAAUCUUCAGUCUGUACAAUUGGUAAUAUUGAAAUAUUUUUUAUUUUUUUAUUUUUAUUUUAGUUUCAUAUUAAUUCCC
Messenger RNA from Neodiprion virginianus, 3171 nucleotides. It is a transcript of the gene Epp, whose product is annotated as protein UBASH3A homolog. The transcript has 4 exons. Gene Ontology annotation, molecular function: protein binding. NCBI's taxonomy places the organism in Eukaryota, Metazoa, Arthropoda, Insecta, Hymenoptera, Diprionidae. The coding region runs from base 278 to 2113 and encodes 611 amino acids. The record is from RefSeq and is a predicted model, not a curated record.